Messenger RNA from Mollisia scopiformis, 992 nucleotides. RefSeq lists its product as uncharacterized. The record is from RefSeq and is a predicted model, not a curated record. Lineage: Eukaryota; Fungi; Ascomycota; Leotiomycetes; Helotiales; Mollisiaceae. The transcript is spliced from 2 exons. Bases 317 to 877 code for a protein of 186 amino acids.
CAUUCGUCAGGUCGUCAAUAGCACGUCAGCCACCCUUGGGCUGAAUCAAAGCAGAGAGACCACGAUUUAUCUCAACAGAAACCACAGCAAGAUCUGCAAGUUCUUCUCCGAAGCCGACCAAGAGUAUCAACUGGUCUCGAAAAACUUGGUUAAUUUUGCAAACUCCGCGGUGAGAGCGACCGAGUAUACUGUGACACUUCCCCUGCGGGAACGUCUCUUCUCGGACCCCAAUAAGUACAUAGCGGCGCCGGAGAAUACUUCCAUCGACAUUGCCGAGUCAAUAGAGCUUGCAAAAAUUGUCCUCAAUCACGAAGGGAUGUUUUUGGAGGUAAAAGCUAUAGAAGGAGAGGUGGAACAACUAAAGUCGCAAAGAACUAAUUUGAUUACCAUCCUGGCAGGGCUUUUUUUGUUGUUAUGGCCCAUAAUUUCGUCGCUCCCCCCUUUUAGCCCACUUCCUAUCGCCUGGAUCCUCUGGCCAUGGCAGAAUCAAAUCGACACAGCUAGAUAUCGCCUUCGUGAAGUAAAUACCGUACAGCGAACAGUGUUAAGCCUCGAACUUCUCACUGUGGAACUCUUGGACGAGAAGAGACACGAUGUUCUAUGCUCUGUGCGUCAACUCGAGCAAGCGAUGCGUAGCACUGAGAAUUUGACUCCCGAACAAGGCUUGGAGGCUAAGUCUCUCAAAUACCAGCUGGAAUGGUUGUCAGCACAAAUUAUCAUCAGGCUCCAUAAGAAGGCGCAAGAGGUGGAGCAGGCUAACCGAGAGAGGGAACAGGCGGAGCAUACUGAGAGAAAAGUACAAUCAGCUUUUCAGGGUCAGGCGCUUCAGGAGCCUGAGGAUGAUUCUUCGAUUUGCCCUGAGUGUACUGUCAUGUGAAGCGAAGGACUUUUCACCUUAAGUAGACUUUUCAACUCAAAACACAAUGGAGGAUUUUCUCGCAAAUUUUGUAUUUACCCAAUUAUAUUUCUUUUAUAGCCUCUACAGAUUAAAG